Messenger RNA from Coturnix japonica (Japanese quail), 2161 nucleotides. It is a transcript of the gene ZCCHC10, whose product is annotated as zinc finger CCHC-type containing 10. NCBI's taxonomy places the organism in Eukaryota, Metazoa, Chordata, Aves, Galliformes, Phasianidae. Gene Ontology annotation, molecular function: nucleic acid binding; zinc ion binding. The record is from RefSeq and is a predicted model, not a curated record.
UCUGUGGAGGACUUCCUUCCUUCCUUCCUUCCUUCCUUCCUUCCUCUCCGUGCGGCCGCUCCUCCCCCUGGUUGUGCAGCAUUAGCCCGGCAUGCAGCGCGGCGCGCCUCACUUCCCGGCCGCGAAGAUGGCGACUCCCAUGCACCGCCUCAUCGCUCGGAGACAGGCGGAGGCAAACAAGCAGCACGUCAGAUGUCAGAAAUGUUUAGAGUUUGGACAUUGGACGUACGAAUGCAAAGGGAAGAGAAAAUACCUGCACAGACCUUCAAGGACAGCUCAAUUAGCAAAAAUUCUCAAAGAAAAAGAAAAGCAACUACUGCUGCAACAAAGCACUGGAGAAAGUACUGCAGAAAGGAAGACAAAGAAAAAAAGAUCUAAAAGUAUAACAAGUUCCAGCAGCAGCAGCAGUGACAGUUCGGCUAGUGAUUCCUCAUCUGACAGCGAUGACUCUUCUACCUCCUCCUCUUCUGAUAGUGACAGUGAUGAGAGCUCCUCUACAUCCUCAUCUUCUCCAUCCUCGAGUAGUACUUCCUCAUCUUCGGAGUUUGAAUCAGAUUCCAGUUCCUCCAGCAGUAGCAGUAGCAGCACAGACAGUAGUUCUGAUGAUGAGCCACCAAAGAAAAAGAAGAAGAAAUAAUGUGUUACAGCAAAGAACUGUUAUUGAGUGAAUUAUAGAGGUUUUGAGCACAUGGUUGCCAAAUGGUUUAACUGGUCAACAUUUCUACUGCUAAAACUUUCUAAAUGUUCUGUGUAGUUCAUAGGACAUGAAAGAUAGCAAAUGGCACGUGAAACUUACUGAAAGAGUAUUUUUGAGGUUUAUCAUUUUAUGGGAGAUCUUACUUUUUUUAGUUUAGAUGUCUAUCAUCAGAUUUGUUUCUAUGAGCUAAGGCCCAGUAACCUGGAUGUUUACAUGCUGGAAAGCAAAAUCUUUUUAUUGCAGAUCAUGCCGUGCAUCGUAUACUACUAGUCUGUUUAUGGCAACUUCACUUACAUUUAGAAAAUCCUCUGAACUAUUAGAAGCAACUGCAGCACUGCUGCCUGUAGUGCACUGUCACUGUUGAAAUGGAACUCGUGGUGUUGCACACAGAGGACCUUCCAUCUCACUGCUAACUAAUAUGUGCCGCUGAGCUUUUUUUCUGGUGGCUUUCCCUGAUGCUUCCAGGUUGAGUCUUAAUUGCAACAUAAACCUUUCAACAGCGUUCAUUUGUUAAUGAUGAAUAUACUACUUGUACUGUACAGAGGCUUUGCCUGUUUCCACAGUCCUUGUAUUUGUAGUACUUUUCCAAGAUGGUGUCUCUUGCAGCAAUGGCCGUGUAAGAAAGAGGAGCAGUGCACGAUGGAAGGAUUGACUGAUGCUGCGUAGGAGUUUCAUCUUUGUGCCUUUUUUUUGUAAACCACAUGUAUCCUAUUGAAAGAAGGGCUUGAAUAGGUGUGUUUCAGAACUAUUAGCUUUCAAUAUAGAAUAGUCAGUAAAAAUGGUAGUAGCAAACAAAAAUGGCACUAUUUUUCAGAGAGAGGAAGGCUGUUUUCACUGACCUAUCAGUGAGGAGCCGUCUUUAAAUGGAAUUCCCAAAGGAGGGAGUUUCCCUUUUGAUAUUUUUGCAAAAAAAACUCAGAAGUUGUGUAAUGUAAGACUACCAGUCUGUGUUGUUGGCAUGUGGUGACUGGCGUUAUGGUCUGCAGUAUGAUCAGUCCAUUGUCUGUGUGAGUGCAUACGAAUCUGAAAAUCUGCAAUGAGGGAUGCAAACCAAUGCAAAGAAGUGUACUUUGUACAAGUAUACUAAGUGUACUGCAGAACAAUUACUGCCAGUUACAGAGUGAAACUUUGGUGUUCUUCUGGUGGGCUUGACCAGUCAGCAUUCACCUUCUGAUUUGUGAUGUUGUCUCCUGCGUUUCUUAUUGUUGGAGUUCCCUUUUUUUGGGGGGAGGGGACAUCACACGUGGAAGAAUUCUUAAAUAUCUUUGUUUAGGUAAAAUAUAAUAACUAAACUAUUUUUUAUAUUUUUAUGGAGAAUGUAGUGUGUAGUAUUACUUUUGAAUAAACUGUGCUUCUAUUUAAAUGUUUGAAAAUAUAUAUGUUGUGUGUUUUAGUCUGUAAUCAUUACUGUGUUUUACAGAACGCCGCAGACCUGUAAAUAAAAUGACCAGAAAAUUGUUUGAA